AUGGUAGGAAAAGAAGAGAAAGGGGUCAAUUGUAGUUACUGGGAUUUAGUUGGGUUAACGACCCGAGAAUGGCUUGUGGUACUGUAUGCGGUAAUAAUUGUACUAAUAAUCAUUUCAUUGGCUGGUUUGAUUAUUUACAUUGUGCGAAGUUGCUGUUGCAUAAUGUUUAUGGAUGAAGAGCUUCAGCGUGUCGAUCGACGAAAUACGACUAAUGGAAUGCUUAAUGAUAAACGCAUUGUACAUAAUAAAUUAGCUGAGAGAGAUGUUAUCAUAGCGGCACCACAGCAGAUGCAACCAAUGAUCUCUGGUCAGCAGUUCCAGUUUGAAAGCCCACCUCGCAAAAUUGAUCGGAAUUGUCCUCUGCAUGGCCGAAAAAAAUAUUAUAAAGGUGCUAAACAUGAGGACCGAAUUUUGCUAACUGAUGAACAAGUUAUUGGAUAA
Thelazia callipaeda (thelaziosis nematode) is the source of this 441-nucleotide messenger RNA. Lineage: Eukaryota; Metazoa; Nematoda; Chromadorea; Rhabditida; Thelaziidae. The record is from the annotation of a GenBank genome assembly.